Lachnellula hyalina is the source of this 1458-nucleotide messenger RNA. RefSeq names its product LIN1-like protein (gene SPBC83.09c). Lineage: Eukaryota; Fungi; Ascomycota; Leotiomycetes; Helotiales; Lachnaceae. Gene Ontology annotation, cellular component: U5 snRNP. The transcript has a single exon. The record is from RefSeq and is a predicted model, not a curated record. Gene Ontology annotation, molecular function: protein binding. The coding region runs from base 1 to 1458 and encodes 485 amino acids.
AUGAGCUCCCGCUUCUCCGCAGCGCGUCCCAAUCGCGCCGGCGAAGCCUUCGCACGUACUCACCACGCCGAAACGUCAGACGACCCCUCCUCAUCCUCCAAGGGUCCCAAAUUCGACAUCCGCAACCCCUCAGCCCUCGCCCCUGAUGCCCCCGAAGAAGAUGCCGUGCUAGAAGCCGAUGUAAUUGGCGGUGGCGGCGCCGGGACUAAAAGAGGAGCGGUCAAUUUGGAUGGAUAUGACAGUGAUUCCGACAACGAGGGCUUCGAUGCGCGGGCCGAGAAACGCUCAAAGGGAGACGUAAAUCUCGCGGAUGCAUUGGAUGGGUAUGGGCCAGAUGGAGCUGGCAGGAAUGGUGGGGGUAGAAGUGGAGGGAAGAAGAAUGAAAUGGAGGAAGAUGCAGAUAUGUUUGCAGACCUAGAAGAAGAGGAUGGAGAUGAAGAUGAAGACAUGCCUGGGACGGGGAAGAAGGACAAGAGUGUGAGAUUUCUAGGCGAGGACGAAAUAGAAGGCCAAGUCCAGUCCUCUAAAUCUGGAGGUCACAUAUCCUCCAACUUCGCGCUAGACCCCAAGGGCAAACUCUCCACGCACGCCAUGGACGAUGCCGAGUCUUCAGACGACGAAGAGGAAGCUGCGUUGGCGGCACAGGAAGAAGAUAUCGACGAUGAAAUCGGCGCCGGUGGAUUGAAAAGGAACGCACCCAAGGUCGACGCUUUUAACAUGAAAGCGGAGCAGGAAGAGGGGCGGUUCGAUGAUGCGGGUAAUUUUGUACGCAAGGCUGCGGAUCCGGAUUCGAGGCAUGAUUUAUGGCUUGAGGGCGUUAGUAAGAAGGAUAUGAAGAAGGCGGCGGAAGCGCAUGAGAAACGCGAAGAGGAGAGGAGGCAGAAGAGGCUGGAAGAUGAUGCCUUGCUCUUAUCCGAUAUCCUCCGAACCCUUAUUCUCCAGCUCGAGAAAGGAGAGACAGUUCUCGAGGCCCUGGCCAGGUUGGCGAAAGGCCAGAAGAAAGAGAAGAAAAUACCGAAGUGGAAGCUGAAGAAGCAGGCUAAGAGAGAGGAUGCUAUGGAUAUGGACGAUACGGCUACUACCCCCAACCAACCGGAAGAUAAAGAACAAACGCGCAUCAAGGAGGCCGUGGAUAAGAUCACAGGUGCGGCGGACCAGUUGCUCACGAGAGGGCAAACGGAUAUCUACGAGCAGGAACGCGAAAUGCUAGUGCGGCAGUACGCACGUGAGGCUGGGGAGCCAUGGGUUGAGCCGGCCGUGGAGAAGGUCCAUGAUGAUGGGGAGGUUAAGUAUUGGGAGUACAGGUGGACAGAUGGACGGGAUGGGGAUGCGAAGCAGGGCCCGUAUGAUGGCCCUACUAUGGUUGCGUGGCAGGACGCUGGGUAUUUUGGGGAGGGGGUUGAGUUUAAGAGGAUUGGUGAAGAGGGUGCGUGGAGUAGGGUUGUGGAUUUUGUAUGA